Messenger RNA from Pseudomyrmex gracilis, 2951 nucleotides. It is a transcript of the gene Gli, whose product is annotated as neuroligin-4, X-linked. Lineage: Eukaryota; Metazoa; Arthropoda; Insecta; Hymenoptera; Formicidae. Bases 310 to 2904 code for a protein of 864 amino acids. Gene Ontology annotation, cellular component: cell surface; septate junction; tricellular tight junction. The record is from RefSeq and is a predicted model, not a curated record. The transcript is spliced from 13 exons.
GGGGUCUCGGGAGAGCUUUCGGAGGGUGGUUGGACUUUUGGUUUGAAUUGUGUAUAUACUAUAUGUGACAACAGCGUCCGAAGCGUUGCGCGCGUGAGGAGGAGACACGAGAGAUUUGCGUGCACGCACGUCACAUCCUGACAAUUUUUAUUUUACAUUUAUUGCGCAUCUCUCGAACUCAUGUGAGAGCGUUGAUAUCUCGAGUGGAUUUCGUAAUCGAUCGCCGUGCUUCAUUGAUCGCAGAAAUUUACCACCCGAGGAAAGCUCUCAGCCACACCUGUCCGAGAGAGAGAGAGAGGGAGCGUGAACAUGGCUUCGCGCGGACAACACGCGGGACGCGAUGCAGUUUGUUGUUGCUUGUGCCUGUUGCUGACGGGCGUCACCGCACUCGCUCAGAAUUACAUGGAACCAGGCAGACGAGACUACAAUCGCGGCAAUGUGUACGUGCCCCAAGAAGUGGACCUACGUGAAACGACUUACGAGUUCAAGGGCAGAAGGUACCACAAGGAUUAUCUGGACCCUUCUUACAGAGGACCCACGAGAACACCCGAGGAUCGACGUAUUUACGAUGAUACAACACAAAGAAUCCCGUUGCCGGGAAUAUUAGCUUAUUGGCGGAAAGAUCUUCAGGGAAGAGAGAGAGCGGAUUCGAAAAAUUUUCGAGACAGAGAUGUGUAUGUGAGCACAAAUUACGGUCAAAUUCAAGGAUUUAAAGUUCAGUUGUACGACGAUCCCAAUGUGAGACAUAAGCCGUAUAACAGGGUGGUGGAAAGAGUCACAAAAGAUGUUACCGUAUUUUUGGGUAUUCCUUACGCUAUGCCGCCUACUCAAGAAGGUCGUUUCAAACCUCCUAGACCUCACAGAGGGUGGCAGCUCAUGCAAGCUGUUGAUUGGGGUCCAGCUUGUCCACAGCCUAGCGAAUAUACUGGUUUUACAAAGGGUGUGAGAGAUGUACACGAAGACUGUUUGUAUCUGAAUAUAUUUACACCGACUGUUCGUUCCGGACUGGCGAAUAAGUACUCGGUAAUGUUUUACAUACACGGCGGCGAGUUUACCCAUGGAGCUAGCAAUUUGUUCCCGGCACACAUGCUAGCUGCGUUUUACGAUGUUGUAGUAGUGUCAAUUAAUUAUCGUCUCGGAGCUCUUGGAUUUUUAAGUACUGGAGAUGAGAAUAGUCCUGGGAAUUAUGGAAUCCUUGAUCAGGCUAUGGCUUUGCGAUGGGUUUAUGACAACAUAGCCGUGUUUAACGGAAAUCCUAAUUCUAUAACAUUGUUCGGACCGGGUGCUGGCGCAGCAAGCGCAGGCUUAUUAAUGGUCGCGCCUAGAACUCGGCACAUGGUAUCAAAAGUAAUUGCCCAAUCGGGCUCAGCUUUGGCUGAUUGGGCUGUGAUAAUGGACAAAUAUCGAGCGCAAAAUACAUCUCGAGUAUUUGCGGAAACGCUCGGUUGCAGUAUAGAGAGCAGUUGGAAAUUGGUACAGUGUCUAAAAGACGGACGUAGUUUCUACGAAUUAGGUAAUUCCGAAGUGAAACCACACGUGGGGAUGUUUCCUUGGGCACCUGUGCUAGAUAUCAAUUUCACAAUGCCUCAGGAUGAUUGGUACGAAGAUUGGAGAGCGUCUGAUUGGCGCUUUUUUUCGGAAACGCCAGAAGAGAGUAUCAAAGCUCGCAAAUAUAAGGAAGAUCUAGCUUACAUGGCUGGUGUGACAACUCAGGAAGCAGCGUAUAUCAUAAAGAAUAACGCCACGUUAGCAAAGAAUUGGUAUAUAAUAGAUUCGGAAUUAUUCGAUCAAAAACUUUGGGAAUUAGUUCUUCAAUACAAUUACACCUUAAACAAACAAGGUGUUUACGAGGCAAUAAAGUACAUGUACACGUAUUGGCCGGAUCCGACAAACGUUACUCAUAUACGUGAUCAGUACAUAAAUCUUUUAUCAGAUUUCCAUUACGUUGCGCCGAAUGAUAAAAUAGUAAAACUGUUGGUAGAGAAACAUGUACCUACCUAUCUGUACGUGUUAAAUACCUCUGUUGAAGCGUUUCACUCGCCACAGUGGGCCAGAGUUUCUCAUAACACGGAACUUCUGUGGCUAACAGGAGCUCCGUUUAUGGAUGUCGAAUUCUUUCCGGAAAAAUGGAAGUUGCAUCAAGACAUGUGGACUGACAACGAUCGUAACAUGAGUCACUUCUUUAUGUCGGCGUAUUCCAAUUUUGCAAAAUACGGAAAUCCAACGCCUUCGCAAAUUUUGGGUUUACACUUUGAUCUCGCUCGUUACGGACAAUUGCGUUACCUCAAUAUCAACACAACGUACAACAGCUCGAUUCAAGUGAAUUAUCGUCAAACUGAGAGCGCGUUUUGGUCGAUGUACUUGCCGACAGUUAUCGGUCACCUCGUUCCUACGUAUCCUCCUGUUACCGAAUAUUGGUGGGAACCUAAGCAACCGCUGCAGAUUGCGUUCUGGUCAAUGUCGUCGGCGUGUUUGUUGUUGCUCGUGAUGUCUGUAGUGUGUUGCAUGCUUUGGCGUAAUGCCAAAAGACAAUCUGAUCUCUACUAUAGCGGAGACAUCCUGAUGGUACGAGACGACGAGCCUUCCGAGGGAAUCGAGAAUUUAACACGCUCAUCUAAGGAAAAUAUAUACGAAUAUCGCGACGUGCCGUCAUUAAAAUCCAGAAUGCCCCGUCAAAAUGAGACGAGAUUACAGGAGCGUUUAGCUCACAAUAGAAAAUUCAGUUCCACAUCUUCGUUAAGGAGCAAUUCUAACGUCUCCUUAAAAGAUAUGAAGUCGGAAAGUUUUGUCACAAGCUCGCCUAACGGUCAGCCUACACUGACGAAAGCAAUGAGUCAACCUUCACUGCCGAAAUCUAAAAGCAAGACGCUUCUAGUGCAGGGUGUACCACAAACAGCUGUUUAAUAUUUCAGUUACCAGUACGUAGCAUUGAAAAAAAAAAAAAAAAAAAA